AUGAGUUCGCCUCCGUUUGACUCGCAGGCUACCACGCCGACGAGGACCAGCUUCGACCAACCACCUCCUCAAAAGGACCAGAACGACCGCCUCGAAACCAUCCCCAGUGCCCUAGCCGCUGACAAGGAGAAUGACGACGAUGUGCCCCCGCUGAGCGCGCGGGAGACUGCAGAAAGAGAACUAGAGCUGGAGGCCGGAUAUGGCACGGCCAGCCGCGAAGUAAUAGAGAAAGCUCAGGGGAAAGAUCCCAAUCUCGUCGAAUGGGACGGGCCUGACGACCCCGAGAACCCUCAGAACUUCUCCGUCGCCAAAAAAUGGGUCAUCACCAUGCUGCUGUCGUCUCUGACCAUCUGGAUCACCUUCGCCACCAGUGUCUUCAGCCAGGCCACCGUGGUCACCGCAGAGUUGUAUCACGUAUCGACUGAAGUAACAACGCUCUCCACCAGUCUCCCUCUUUUUGGCUUCUGCAUCGGUCCGCUGGUCUGGGGACCAUUCUCCGAAUUAUACGGUCGUAAAACCCCUCUCUUUUUUGGGUAUGCAGUCUUUGCCAUUUUUCAAAUCCCUGUCGCCGUCGCCCAGAACCUCCAGACGAUCCUUGUCGCUCGAUUCUUCGUGGGACUCUUCGGUUGCGCACCAUUAGCGGUCAUCGGAGGAACGCUCGCCGAUAUCUGGGACCCGGUCGAUCGCGGUGUCGCCGUUGCCUUGUUCUCAGGGGCUACUUUUGGAGGACCUACCUUUGGGCCGAUCAUUGGCGGCUUCAUUGUCGAAUCCCACCUCGGCUGGCGAUGGACCGCCUGGAUCACACUAAUCGCCUCCAGCUUCUUCAUGAUCAUCGCCUUCAUCUUCGUCCCCGAGACCUACGCGCCGGUCCUCCUCCAGCGGCGCGCCGCCCGUCUGCGCGUCGAGACCAAGAACUGGGCAUACCACGCCAUCCUCGACGAAAAUCCGCCGAAGAUGGGCGACAUCGUGACACGCUACCUGCUGCGGCCCUUCCAAAUGCUCAUCCUCGAGCCCAUCCUCCUCCUAAUCACCAUCUACCUCGCCCUCAUCUACGGCAUCCUCUACCUCACCUUCGAAGCAUACCCGAUCUCCUUCCAGGAAGUUCGCCACUGGACACACGCCGGCGUCGCCGCACUGCCCUUCCUCAGCAUCCUAGUGGGCGUCUUCAUCGGCGGCGCCAUCAUCAUCUUCGUCACCAAAACCCGGUUUGCGCGCAAAAUGAAGAAGCACGGACGCGUCGUGCCCGAAGAGCGUCUGCCGCCCAUGAUCAUCGGCUCAAUCCUCCUGCCCAUAGGCCUGUUCUGGUUCGGAUGGACAUCAAACGAGAACAUCACCUGGGUGCCACAAGUACUCGCCGGCGUGCCCAUUGGUGCGGGCAUCCUGGUGAUAUUCAUGCAGGGGCUGAACUAUAUCAUUGACGUGUACCUGAUGUUCGCGAACUCGGCGAUUGCCGCCAACACGCUUGUGCGGAGCGCCCUCGGUGGCGCUUUCCCAUUGUUUGCGACGCAGAUGUACACCAAGCUCGGCGUGGAUUGGGCAUCUAGUCUGUUGGGGUUCUUGACCCUGGCUAUGGUGCCGAUUCCCAUUCUGUUUUAUAUCUACGGUGCCAAACUCCGUUCUAUGAGUCGGUUUAACCCGAGAUUGUAG
Messenger RNA from Talaromyces proteolyticus, 1647 nucleotides. Its product is annotated as putative MFS multidrug transporter. Bases 1 to 1647 code for a protein of 548 amino acids. Gene Ontology annotation, molecular function: transmembrane transporter activity. The record is from RefSeq and is a predicted model, not a curated record. Lineage: Eukaryota; Fungi; Ascomycota; Eurotiomycetes; Eurotiales; Trichocomaceae. Gene Ontology annotation, biological process: transmembrane transport. The transcript is spliced from 3 exons.